GUGUUAGAAGUUUUAUUAUUUCUAUGUAUGUUUUUAAAAGAAUCGUUUGUUCUUUUGGAAAUUAGAAUUUUUUUUUUUGGGGGGGCAUUCUAUCAUCACAGUCUAAAUGUUAAGCUUUUGUGUCACAUUCAGACUAUAUUUUUCAAAGGAGUGCCUCAUUAUGAGGCAGAGAACUUUUUUAAAAAAAGUCCCAUUAAGGUCUGAGUCUUGGUACUAAGCAUCCUGCAUAAUAUAUGAAUACUUGUCCUACCUGCAGAAGGCCUUUGUUUGGUCAAAUGAUUAUUUUAGCAGAGUUGCAAGAAAAUGACUGUCACAUGUGUCACUGUAGCUUCUUGAUACAGUAAGACUCCACAUUAUAAGGUACUUUUUAAAUGUACAAUAUCAGUCAUCUCAUGUGGAUAAUGAGACUCCUUUUUUUAAGCUUUAAGUAGAAUGUCAUUGAUGACCUUGGUUAGAGCAGUUUUGUUUCUAGAUCCUAAUAUCCUAAAGAAUAUGGAAGGGUUUUUGCAAUCACUUUAUCCUGAUAUUAAAACAAAUAUCCUUUAAACAUUUUAAAUCAGUUAGCUUCUACAGUUCUUUUGUCUCCUAUAUAUGCAUUUCUGUUAUGGUGGGAAACUUUUCCACUUAAAGGAGGCAUGAAAAUUUGUGUUUAUUCUCAGAAGCCUCAGUAACUGAGGUGCUCUGUGACAACCAGUUCAUAAAAUGUAGAAGGCAGUUGAGUAGUUUCCUCAGUGUCUUAGGAAAUUUGUACUGUUCAUUAUAUUUCCAGUAAUAUUAUCUAAUUAGGGGAGUGAGAUACAGGGAAGCACUGAGUUCAAACCCUUCUUCAUUUCAUCUUUAAGUUCCUGAAUUCUCAUCCUACUUGAGUUCUUAUUAAGCACUUUUAAGUUUUACUGACUAUAAGUUAUUUUCAAAGAAUCAGUAUUGCCCUUGAGCCUAUCCCUUCUGUAGAGUCAGCGGGGAGGGAAACCAUCAGGAAAAUGAAUGUAAAUUAGUUAAGGCUUAUCUCUAUACCUUUUCCCAUUCUGGGGUUUAUAAAAAUACUGGAAAAGACUAUUUGUCUUAAAUUACAUUAGAUUAAAUAUUAAAAUCUGAUUCUUGACUGUCCUUGAGUGAAGUCUACAUUAGUUGUGUAUACUAUCCAGCGAAGCUCUGAAGUGCUACUUAGAAGAGGAGAAGGAAGAAGCUUAAAAGAAAUCUCUCUGGUAGCUUUGCCUUCUAAAGAGACUAGAUUACUAUACCUUCUUUCAGUGAGGAUCUUAAUACCUUAAUUUAACAGGAGUUGGCAAGGUCUAAUCAGCCUCAUGCAGAAGAGUGGCUCAUUGAGUAUAGACAGUGCAAGACCACCUGAUCUAGUAAAGGCAAUUCUCAGUGUUGUAUUUUUAUUUAUAAAUACAAGUUUUCUUUAACUACUGUGUUUAUAUUCGGAGACACUGUUAAGCCACUGAACGACGGCUUCAUUAGGCAAAUCUGGAUGUCCUUUCUGAGCAUCGUGGCAAGCACUAAGUAUUCAGUAGUGACAAAAAUCACUGUGGUUCCUGCUUUCACUGAACAACCUCAUCAAAGAUAAUGAUGUGGUGACACAAAAAUGUACCAAUGCCAUGAUGGAGCAACGUGAUUGAUGACAGGUAUAAAGGCCGUGACUCAGAUAGGUUAUGACCUAGUCAAAAUGAUCAGGAAAGACUUUGGUGAAAGGGAUAAUUGAACUAAGACUUGACAGAUGAGGAGUAAUUAGACAGAAGUGGAGAGAAAAGUAGUGUCCAAAGGUGUCAUCUCCAGUGAUUGAGAAGGCUGGCUGCCCAGGUGGGAGAAGUGUGGGUGUUAAUAUAUUGUUAGUGGCUGAAGAAACAGGUCAAGGGUACUAUAGGGGGCUUUAUAGUUAGGUUCCAUGUUAAGUUUUGUCUCUUAACAGUUGGAAACUAAAGGGUUUCUAAACUGUGUGUGUAUGGGGCCAGGGGUGGGUUAAAGGAUGGUCACCUAAUAAAAUUGCCAUUUAAAGAAUACACAAUGCAUUGUUGAGAACAAAAUGUAUGGUGCUAGAUAUGUCUUUUGGAAUAGCCCAUGUGAGAAAUUAAAAAGUGGAGGGCGGUAGUGAAUGGCUUCUACAUGUUUCCUGUCUCACUUGCCACUACUCAGUAAUUAGUAUUCUUUGCUGGGUAAUCCAGUUGUGAGACCUUGAUCUCCAGCUAGAAUCUUUCCUAGGUGAUCUCAUCUAAUCCCAGGACUUUGAAUACAAUCACUUUAAUUCACUUCUACAUACUCCUAGGUCCCAAACUCCCGAAAACUCCGUAAUCUCUAUUUGAAUGUCUUGAGUGUUCCAAAUUAAUCUCUUAAUUAACCUGCAUUCAUCCAUUUGCUUAGGGCAAAUACUUAGGCUACCAUUGUUUUUUCUUUCAUACCCUGUAUCUAGUCCUUAAGUAACCUACAUGAUUCUGCCUUGAAAAUGUAUCCUGAGUCAUCCAGCACUUCUAACCACCCCUACCACUAGCUUAGAGCAGGUAACUACAGUAGCUUUUAAAGCAUGGCUGCUGCUACUCUUGCCCUUCUGCAGUGAUUUAUGCACAGCAGCCAAGAAAGCCUUUUCUGAGGGUAAGUCAGAUUUUGUCACUUCCCGGUUCCCCCAACUCCACUGGUUUUCCCAUCACACCUAGAAUUCUAAAGUUUGGUCCAUGUGCAUUCAUUAUUUGGCCUAGUUUCCUACCAUCUUAUUCUUGAUCAUUGUAGUCUGGCUAUGUUGGCUGCUUUGCUACCUUGCCAAUUAGGCAAUUCCCAUCUAGAAAUCUAUGUGUUAAUCUUCAGCUUGGGAGGCUUUUCAUUCAAAUAUUUUUAAUGCUCAUUCUAAAUUCAGGUGUUUGCUCCAGUGUCCUUGCUUCAUAGGCCUUCCAUGACCACCACUAAAACAUAUCCUUUGUCACUAUUCACUUGCUGGAUACUUUUUUCUUUUUCUUCUUCUUUUUGACACUUUUUUCUUAAUAGCACUUAAUUAUGCAAACUUCAUGAGUGAUAGGAACAUUUUGGUCACCUGAUCCCUUGUGUCUGGCAUAUUGGCAUUUUUGUUGAGUGAAUGAGAAAAUGGUCGAUAUUGGACUAAAUGGGUGGUGGUGAUGAUUACAUUAUAAUUGUAUGUGUCUCGAUGUGGGGAAGGAAUUUCAGUAAGGAAGGGAAGAUCAGUUUGGCUUCAGACAUUUUGAAUUUGAGGUAUCCCAAAAAUGUCAAGCAAGCAAUUGGGAUUUACUUGAAGGUCAACGCUCUGGCCUAAAGACAAGAAUGUGUAAGAAUAUAUAUGUGGUUCUUGUGCUUGGGCGACUUUCACCUGGGAGCUGGUGGGGUGGGAGGGUGAAGGAAAAAAGGAUGUUAAGUAAUUUAUCAAGAGCAGAGCCCCAGAGCCGGUUUUCAGAAGAGCGCCGUCAUUUGAUGGCCAGAUAAAGGCCUAAAGGGAGCUUACAAAGUACCCACUCUGGUGGAUGGAAAGCCUGCUGGAUUCUCGACAGGUCUACAGGGUCGUUUCUGCAGGUGGGGAGGGUCAAGUGAAAUGAAUCGGGUCUGCUGGUCGAGUUUCCUCAUUUUGUCACAAAGUGGGAAGUUAUUUUAAUAAAAAUCGUCAAAAUCCCGCACAGAUCCCUGGAGUCGGUAAUCUCAUAAAACCAGGCUAAUACACAAUCAUGGUCCACUUAUCAUGUGCUGCCCCGGACCCAUCUGGGAAGCCGGGCUAGUCCCAGCACAGUGGCAGUGGCUAGGCGUGCGGACACCUGUAUGCGCAUUUUCCCCUUCGAAGCCAAGGUAUUUUGAGUCUGACGAGCGGCACGCCAGUCACCCGAGUAGAAACGGAAUUUCCCAGCCGCGUUGUCUCUGUGGGCUGCAGCUCCGCCUCCCGGGCCUCUGACGUCAUCACACAGAGACCUGGUUGAGAAAGGUCCCUGCAUACGCGUGCCGUCGUGCCGUUAGUGCGCUUGCGCACACGCUGAUUUCUAGGGCCGGAGCGGGACGAGCUUCGCGGAGCGAGACCAACUCUGAAAGCUCGCAGUCCGGCAUCCGCUAGGGGCAGCCCACUGCUCCCUUCUGGCUACUGCAGUAAUUCGGUUCCCCCACGUGCUUCCGCUCGGCUGCUGGCUGGGAUCCGCUGGGCUCCGGGCGCAGUGGUAAUCGUUCACCAUGCAUCGAAAGAAAGUAGAUAACCGAAUCCGGAUUCUCAUUGAAAAUGGAGUCGCUGAACGGCAAAGGUCUUUGUUUGUUGUAGUCGGAGACCGAGGAAAGGAUCAGGUGGUCAUACUCCAUCACAUGUUGUCCAAAGCAACGGUGAAGGCUCGGCCUUCGGUGCUGUGGUGUUACAAGAAAGAGCUGGGCUUUAGCAGUCACCGGAAGAAAAGAAUGCGACAGCUCCAGAAAAAAAUAAAGAACGGGACACUGAACAUAAAGCAAGAUGACCCCUUUGAACUGUUCGUGGCGGCUACAAACAUUCGCUACUGCUACUACAACGAGACCCACAAGAUCCUGGGCAACACGUUCGGCAUGUGUGUCCUCCAGGAUUUUGAAGCUUUAACUCCAAACUUGCUGGCCAGAACUGUGGAAACGGUGGAAGGUGGCGGGCUGGUGGUCAUCCUCCUACGGACCAUGAAUUCACUGAAGCAGUUGUACACGAUGAGCAUGGACGUGCAUUCAAGAUACAGGACUGAGGCCCAUCAGGAUGUGGUGGGAAGAUUUAAUGAGAGAUUUAUCCUCUCUCUGGCCUCUUGUAAGAAGUGUCUCGUCAUCGAUGACCAGCUCAACAUCCUGCCCAUCUCGUCGUAUGCUGCCAGCAUUGAGGCCCUACCUCCCCGGACCCUGGAGGAGAGUCUUGGUCCUUCUGACCUUGAGCUGAAGGAGUUGAAGGAGAGCUUACAGGACACCCAGCCGGUGGGCGUGUUGGUGGAUUGCUGCAGGACCCUAGACCAGGCCAAAGCUGUCUUGAAGUUCAUCGAGGGCAUCUCUGAAAAGACCCUGAGGAGUACUGUCGCGCUCACAGCUGCCCGAGGAAGGGGGAAGUCUGCAGCUCUGGGGUUGGCUAUUGCUGGGGCAGUGGCUUUUGGGUACUCCAAUAUCUUUGUUACCUCCCCAAGCCCUGAUAACCUCCACACUCUGUUUGAAUUUGUCUUUAAAGGAUUUGACGCUCUGCAGUAUCAGGAGCACCUGGAUUAUGAGAUCAUUCAGUCGCUCAAUCCUGAAUUUAACAAAGCGGUGAUCAGAGUGAAUGUAUUCCGAGAACACAGGCAGACCAUUCAGUAUAUACACCCUGCAGAUGCUGUGAAACUGGGUCAGGCCGAGCUUGUUGUGAUUGAUGAAGCCGCUGCCAUCCCCCUGCCCCUGGUGAAAAGCCUCCUGGGCCCCUACCUUGUGUUCAUGGCAUCCACCAUCAACGGCUACGAGGGCACCGGCCGGUCCCUGUCCCUCAAGCUGAUCCAGCAGCUCCGUCAGCAGAGCGCCCAGAGCCAGAUCAGCACCACCGCAGAGAACAAGGCCACAGCGACAGCCAGACUGGCCUCAGCGCGAACCCUGCAUGAGGUCUCCCUGCAGGAGUCCAUCCGAUACGCCCCCGGAGACGCCGUGGAGAAGUGGCUGAACGACCUGCUGUGCCUGGAUUGCCUCAACAUCACCCGGAUAGUCUCGGGCUGCCCCCUGCCCGAGGCCUGCGAGCUCUACUAUGUUAAUAGAGAUACCCUCUUUUGCUACCACAAGGCCUCUGAAGUUUUCCUGCAAAGGCUUAUGGCCCUCUAUGUGGCUUCUCACUACAAGAACUCUCCCAAUGAUCUCCAGAUGCUUUCCGAUGCACCUGCUCACCAUCUCUUCUGCCUCCUGCCCCCAGUGCCCCCCACCCAGAAUGCCCUGCCGGAAGUGCUUGCUGUCAUCCAGGUGUGCCUUGAGGGGGAGAUCUCUCGCCAGUCCAUCUUGAACAGCCUGUCUCGAGGCAAGAAGGCUUCGGGGGACCUGAUUCCGUGGACGGUGUCAGAACAGUUCCAAGACCCAGACUUCGGCGGCCUCUCCGGUGGAAGGGUUGUUCGCAUUGCUGUUCACCCGGAUUAUCAGGGGAUGGGCUAUGGCAGCCGAGCUCUGCAGCUGCUGCAGAUGUACUUCGAAGGCAGAUUCCCUUGUCUGGAGGAAAAGGUCCUGGAGACGUCACAAGAAAUUCACACGGUCAGCAGUGAGGCCGUCAGCUUGUUGGAAGAGGUCGUCACUCCUCGGAAGGACCUGCCUCCCUUACUCCUCAAACUGAACGAGAGGCCUGCUGAGCACUUGGACUACCUGGGUGUGUCCUACGGCUUGACCCCCCGGCUCCUCAAGUUCUGGAAACGAGCUGGCUUUGUUCCUGUUUAUCUGAGACAGACCCCGAAUGACCUGACCGGGGAGCACUCGUGCAUCAUGCUGAAGACUCUGACUGACGAGGAGGAGGCUGACAGGGGAGCCUGGCUCCCGGCCUUUUGGAAAGACUUCCGAAGGCGGUUCCUAGCCCUGCUGUCCUACCAGUUCAGCACCUUCUCUCCCCCGCUGGCUCUGAACAUCAUCCAGAACAAGAACAUCGAGAAGCCAGCACAGCCAGCGCUGCGCCGGGAGGAGCUGGACGCCCUCUUCCUCUCCUAUGACCUGAAGAGGCUAGAGAUGUACUCCCGGAACAUGGUGGACUAUCAUCUCAUCAUGGACCUGAUCCCGGCCAUCUCCCGGAUGUAUUUCCUCAACCAGCUGGGGGACCUGUCCCUGUCGGCAGCCCAGUCGGCUCUUCUCUUGGGAAUUGGCCUCCAGCACAAGUCUGUGGACCAGCUGGAAAAGGAGAUCGAGCUGCCCGCAGGCCAGCUGAUGGGACUUUUCAACCGGAUCAUCCGCAAAGUUGUGAAGCUGUUCAGCGAGGUGCAGGAACGGGCCAUUGAGGAGCAGAUGGCGGCAGUGAAGGACGUGGUUAUGGAGCCCACUGUGAAGACCCUCAGUGAUGACCUGGAUGAGGCAGCAAAGGAAUUCCAGGAGAAACACAAGAAAGAAGUGGGGAAGCUGAAGAACAUGGACCUCUCCCAAUACAUAAUCCGUGGGGAUGAUGAAGAAUGGAAUGAAGUUUUGAACAAAGCCGGGCAGAAUGCCUCCAUCGUCAGCCUGAAGAGUGACAAGAAAAGGAAGCUGGAAGCCAAACAGGAACCCAAACAGAACAAAAAGUUGAAGAAAAACAGAGACCCAAAGAACAAAAAGGAUCGGAAACUGAAGCAGAAGAAAUAGGAGAACGCGGGCACCCGCGGCUGCUGUGGGCGAAGAGCGCCCUGACUCUGGCUGGACCGAGCGGCGGCCUGGGCUGUUAAAGGCAGCAGGAGCCCCCACUGGCCCUGGAGACCAGCCAGAAAUUCAGUCUGUGGCCUGAGCUUGGCUUAAGGCGACAUCACUUCCUUGCUGGUCCACCCAAAACUCAGUGGUUAGGCAAAGCUCUGGCACUGCCAAGGACCGGUCUCUCUUCCACACUCCAGGCCUCCUUUCCCCUAUAAGUUCCUGUUUUGCUCUGGACCCAGCUGUGUUAGCUCCUUCUCACACGUGUGGAGCCGCACGGACUCUCGUCCCCUCUGAGGCAUUAAGCACACAGCUUUUUGGUGAUGCUCGGGACGCUGCCAGUGGAGCCCUGGGCCUCUCGCCGUGGCCUUAUCCAGACACCCCAAGGCCUAGAGCAGCAGGAGCUCUGCCUGACCAAGUGGCUGUGGUCACGGUUCUGUGCCCUGGGCUUUGCCGUAAAAUCGUUCCACUCCUGCCUCUGCAGGACCCGUGUCCCAGAAAAGCCUGAGCUCUUAAUUUAAGAGGAAUCUAUCUGGCCUUGAGUCCCCCAGAUCGAUUGUUUCAUCUGUUUGGGAAAAAACUUAGGGCAAGACUCUUUCGAUAGCCGGGAGGGGAGGGAGAGAUAGAGAAUCUAUUUUUAAUAAAUAACAAGCUGGAAA
Messenger RNA from Mustela erminea (ermine), 7934 nucleotides. It is a transcript of the gene NAT10, whose product is annotated as N-acetyltransferase 10. Bases 4153 to 7233 code for a protein of 1026 amino acids. The record is from RefSeq and is a predicted model, not a curated record. Gene Ontology annotation, biological process: rRNA acetylation involved in maturation of SSU-rRNA. NCBI's taxonomy places the organism in Eukaryota, Metazoa, Chordata, Mammalia, Carnivora, Mustelidae. Gene Ontology annotation, molecular function: 18S rRNA cytidine N-acetyltransferase activity; tRNA binding; ATP binding. The transcript is spliced from 29 exons. Gene Ontology annotation, cellular component: 90S preribosome; nucleolus.